Molecule: messenger RNA, 2529 nt
Organism: Triticum turgidum subsp. durum (durum wheat)
Lineage: Eukaryota; Viridiplantae; Streptophyta; Magnoliopsida; Poales; Poaceae
Source: the annotation of a GenBank genome assembly
AUGAGCUCGCCGCUUUGUUCCCAUUUCUGUACCCAAAUACCGGCGGAACUCACGCUCGGCUGUUUCGCAGGGCGUGAUGCUGAGCCCGUGCGACCGGCUCCUCCACCGUGCUCCCGCGCCGCCGCCGCCGCCGCUGAAUCCGCAGUCGAGCCUCGCGGCCUCGGUCCCCGGCGCCAGCCGCAGGGACAAAGGCCUCGCGCUCCAGAGCAACGCGGUAUCGGCGCCGCCGGCGAGACUUGCCCCAAUGCGGUGGUGGUUCCACCCACCGUCGCCGGCCCCACCGGACAGAGUGCUGCCCCGCAAAGGGGGAAGGGUAGGGGCAGGUUGGCCGGCUACGGCGGGUCCAUCCCGGCGAUGCUGUAUGCGCUGGAGCGCGUCCGGGACGUCGGGGAGGCGCUGUGGCCGUGGAGGGACACACUGAGCAGCCGGGAGAGGACCAUCAUCCUCAAGGAGCAGAAGGACUGGCGGCGGGCGGUCGAGAUCUUCGACUGGCUCCGCGGGCAGAGGGGCCACGAGGUCAAUGUGAUCCACUACCAUGUCGUGCUCUGCGCGGUCGGGCGCGCCAGGAGAUGGGACCUCGUCGCCGGCCUGUGGCACCAGAUGCAUUCCUGCGGCGUGGCGCCGGAUAACGCGACGUACGGUACGCGUGUGUACUGCAAAGGGGGCAGAGAGACGGCGGCGUUGCUGUGGCUCGGGGACAUGUGCAAGCGCGGCUUGGUGCCCGACGAGGUGACCAUGAGCACUGUCCUUCAUGCCCAUAAGAAGGCUGGAGAGUAUGAGAAGGCAGAGCUGUUCUUUCAAAGAUGGUCUUCUGAAUCAAAUACAGGGUUGCAUGGACACCUUUGCUAUAGCUUGUAUACCUACAACACCUUGAUUGAUACUUAUGGAAAGGCUGGGCAGCUUGAGAAAGUGUCAGACAUGUUCAACCAAAUGUUGAGGGAAGGUGUCGCGCCGAGCAUUAUUACAUUCAACACACUGAUUCAUGUCUGGGGUAAACACCAUAGGAUGGAGCAGGUGGCUUCUUUGGUGAGGAUGAUGGAGGAGUUUCAGUGCCUUCCUGACACCAGGACUUACAAUACACUGAUCUCACUCUACAGAGAAAGCAAUGAAAUUGAUGUUCCAGAGCACUACUUCUGUAAGAUGAAAGCCGAAAAAUUGGUGCCGGAUGUUGUGAGCUGCCGCACCCUAUUGUACGGGUACUGUACCAGGGGAAUGGUCAGUAAAGCAGAAGCCCUUGUUAAAGAAAUGGACGAGAGUGGCCUGGUGAUCGAUGAAUACACGCAGUCAGCUCUAACCAGGAUGUAUGUAAAUGCUGGGAUGCUCGAGCAGUCGUGGUGUUGGUUUGAGAGGUUCUGUAAUCAGAUGGACUCCGAGUGCUUUUCUGCAAAUAUUGAUGCAUUUGGGAAGAAAGGGUGCAUAAACCUCGCGGAAAAGGCUUUUAUGUGUUGCCUGGAGAGGAAGAUGCUUAGCGUUUCUGUGUGCAAUGUUAUGAUCAAAGCAUAUGGGUUAGCAGAUAAGCUUGAUGAGGCCUGUGAGAUAGCUGCUGGCAUGGAGAGGUACGGUGUACUACCUGAUUACUUGACUUACAGUUCUCUCAUUCAACUCCUGUCAACUGCUAAACUGCCAGAGAAAGCUCUCUACUACUUGAGAAAGAUGCAAGCAGCUAAAAUGCCGAUUGACUGUGUUCCAUAUUCUGUGGUGAUUGGCAGCUUUACUAAGAAUGGGGAUUUGCACAUGGUUGAAUGCCUAUUUAGAGAAAUGGUCACUUUGGGGGUCCACGCGGAUGCAUAUGUUUACUCUAUCUUAAUUGAUACAUAUGCUGAAGUUGGAAAUGUCCAGCAAGCUGCAGCAUAUUUUGGUUUAGUGACAAAGGCUGGUUUAUGUGAGAGUGCUUCGAUCUACAAUUCUUUGAUCAAACUCUACACGAAAGCAGGGUAUCUGGCAGAGGCACAAAAAACGUACAAGCUUCUGAAAUCAUUAGAUACCGACACCAACCUUUAUGCAUCCAACUGCAUGAUUGGCCUCUACAGUGAUCAUUGUAUGGUGAACGAAGCACGUGAGCUUUUUGAGAAUUUGAAGAUUACGGGAAGCGCAAAUGAAUUUUCAUAUGCGAUGAUGGUGUGCUUGUACAAGAAAGUUGCUCGCUAUGAUGAAGCUCACAGGAUCUCCAAGGAAAUGCAAGCUUUAGGGCUUCUAACUCAAGCAUUAAGUUAUAAUUCUGUGAUUCAGAUGUAUGUAUCUGGUGGGAAAAUGGAGGAGGCUGUGAAAAUAUUUCAGAAGAUGUUGGCAUCGAGCACACCGCCAAACGAUGUAACUUUCAAGGCACUAAAGCCAAUACUAGUGAAAGAAGGAGUUUCAAAUAUUGAGAUUGCAAAAUUAGAGUCUCUCAGAAGGUGUAACACUCAAGAUUGCUUGAAUCAGUGGUACAGGGCACUAGCUCUGGUUGUCAGAUCAGAUGGGACUACCUCUCGACAUACUAUGGGUCACUCUUGUACAAGGAUACAAUCUUUUUACAUUGACAGUUUCUAG